This is a messenger RNA of Arabidopsis lyrata subsp. lyrata, 692 nucleotides long. RefSeq lists its product as uncharacterized. The record is from RefSeq and is a predicted model, not a curated record. Bases 335 to 595 code for a protein of 86 amino acids. The transcript has a single exon. NCBI's taxonomy places the organism in Eukaryota, Viridiplantae, Streptophyta, Magnoliopsida, Brassicales, Brassicaceae.
UAGCAACGUGGGAGAAACGACCGUUAGCAUUGUCUUAGUGGAUGUUUCUGGAGAAAAGCGAAACUGCUGGACCAACUUUACGAAAAUACCGAAAAUGACCCUACUUCCCUUCCACGGUUCCACCUUUCGCCAGCUAUUUUUUCCUUUUCCUAAGAAUAAAAGGUGAAGGGGCAUCUCAUUCCUUCUUCCACAUUUGACAAUAAUACCCUCUCCUUCUCUAACCUAUUCACAAAAGACAAAACUACCCCCGUCUCCUCUCCAUAGUAUAAGAAUGCUGCACCGCGACAUGACUAUGUCUAUGUAUGUAGUAGAGAGAGAGAGAGGGACGUAGAGAAUGAGAGUGAUGAUGAAGUGGGCGUCGUUGAAGAAGAAGAAGCAGCAACAAGAGGAGACGGCCAAAGAAACGCAAACAUGGCAGCGAUUAAGGAAUCUGUUUUCUACGUCGUCUUCGUCGGCGAAGUGGAAGCGAGUGGAGAUAAUAAUGGUGACAGAGAUAGUAGACGGAGUAGUUUACAAAGUCAUGUAUGUAGUCGAAGCUCUUGUUCUCGUUUCGACGCUCUGCUUCUUCUACCUUUGUUGUGGAUGCCACAUCUGAUCCUUCUUUUUAUUUCUCUCAUUAUAUUAUUCUUUCCAAUUCAUAUACUAUACUGGGUUUAGUGUUAGCCUCAAUUUUAUACAAAUAAGCUUAAUUA